GCUGUAGAACCGGCGCCAAACGGCACCGCCGAGUCAUUUUUCCCGCGUGUGCUCUGCCCGCCAUCUGUUAACUCUGUUCCACUUCCGCCCCUACCCCCAACUCUUCGAACUCGCAUGGCGGCGGCGGAGGCGGGGUCCGUGGCAAGCCAAGCACAGGCCGUGCUCCGAGGCCGGCUCUGCGACCCGGCCUUCGUCUACUUGGCACUCAGAUCCUCUCCGGACACCAACUACAGUAAGUUGAAGUACCUCGUGGCCAGCUCCGUCUCCGAGGCCUGCAACAACUCCGUUCUCCUUCUCGGUCCCCGCGGGUGCGGGAAAGCAGCGGUGGUCGACAUGGUUCUUGAUGAUUUGAAGAAGGAGCACCCUGAUGCGAUCUCCGAAAUCAGGCUAAAUGGGAUGCUACAUAGUGACGACAACUGUGCUAUGAAGGAAAUUGCCAGGCAGCUUUGUUUGGAGCAUCGUUUAUCAUUUUCAAAAAUGGCUUCUUCAGAUGACAACACUGAGUUCAUGAUUGACAUGCUGCGGGAGUGUGGACUAGCUCACAAGACAAUAAUAUUUGUCCUAGAAGAGUUUGACCUCUUUGCUCAGGGUAAGCAGCGGUUACUCUAUAGCUUACUUGAUGCAAUGCAGUCUCUCACAUCACAAGCUGUUGUCAUUGGUGUGAGUUGUCGAUUGGACGCAGAUCAACUCCUAGAAAAAAGGGUUAGGUCCCGGUUCUCUCAUAGGAAGCUUCUAUUUGUUCCUUCUUCACUGGAUGAUAUACAAAGGUUAGUGGAACAUUUGCUAAUAUUGGCCAAAGACUCGGGCUUACCAGCAAAGUAUAUUAUGGAUUAUAACUCAAGGCUUAAUAACAUUUUUACUGAUAAGAAAUUCAAAGGGAUUCUCAACUCCCUCAUGGAUGCUGAUGCAACAACGAGCAACAUUAUAAGAUAUCUUUUCAGAGCUGUGUCAUAUAUGAAUGCGGAAUCUGGAUUUCUGUCAGUGGAAAGCUUCAUGAAUGCGCUUUCCUCCAUGCAGAGGCAACCCAAGAUGGACAGCCUACAAGAUAUCUCGAUUUUGGAACUGUACAUUCUUGUCUGCAUGCACAGACUAGAAGAUAAGGAGCAAAGCUCAUGCAACUUCACCAGCAUAAUGAAAGAAUACAGAUCCAUACAGGACGCAUACAAGACAUCUGAUAAAUAUGCAAGCACUGUGUGUUUUAGGGCCUUUGAGCAUCUUUUGGAUCGCGAGCUGAUUAGUUUUGCCGACAACAAAGGGAGAAAUCAGCCGCUUGAAUACCAGCCUGUCAAGCUUCUGAUAUCUUCUCGCGAGCUCGCUCAGUCCCUUAAGAUGAACACUACCUGCCCUGUGAGUCACUGCCCAUGUGAUUCGACCAGAUCGAUUUCCUUCUGCUAUGGCCUGCUGUGCUCCAGAAGCUGCUUGAUCGUGAAAGAUACAUGUAGAACCUCUUUACACCAGCCUGCACUUCACGGACUCACUGUCGCUGACAAGCUUUCCUGUUUCACUAGUGCUAAUUCGCUGUCAGGUGCAUGCGUAUGGACUCGUCAGGUCGAUCCUUGCUUUCUAUUGUAAAGACAAAUUCUACUUUCGAAAUGAAAAGAGCGUAUGUAUUGUAUGCGUA
This is a messenger RNA of Phragmites australis (common reed), 1621 nucleotides long. RefSeq names its product origin of replication complex subunit 4. Gene Ontology annotation, cellular component: nuclear origin of replication recognition complex; nucleus. Gene Ontology annotation, molecular function: DNA replication origin binding; ATP binding; ATP hydrolysis activity. The coding region runs from base 115 to 1572 and encodes 485 amino acids. The record is from RefSeq and is a predicted model, not a curated record. The transcript has 16 exons. NCBI's taxonomy places the organism in Eukaryota, Viridiplantae, Streptophyta, Magnoliopsida, Poales, Poaceae. Gene Ontology annotation, biological process: DNA replication; DNA replication initiation.